Molecule: messenger RNA, 1872 nt
Organism: Anastrepha ludens (Mexican fruit fly)
Lineage: Eukaryota; Metazoa; Arthropoda; Insecta; Diptera; Tephritidae
Exons: 7
Coding region: 824-1711 (295 amino acids)
Source: RefSeq, a predicted model, not a curated record
UAGUUAAUACGACGUCUGAGAGGAGCAGUGUAGGGAAUGAGGAGCCCAUAAAAUAUUGCCUUGACAAUUUUUCAACGACCAUACGCAUUGAUAACAAAUUAUUGCGCGUUAAAAGUAAAUGUUUUUGCCCUCGUCUAUUAUUAUUUGUAUUCUAUUGAUAAUUGAUUUAAGUGCCUCUUCGAAGGUAUUUGAAACUCAGUUGUUUGAAGUAAAACGCAAUUUCAGUUAAAAAUAGGCGUACAUAGGACGAACCGGCAUUUCGACUGAAGGUGGCGAUAAUGAUGAGCCAUUUGUUUGUGUACGGGAAUUAUUUAUGUGCUGUGAGUGUGGAAUAGGCCUACAGUUUCUAGCUGGGUAGCUAAAUACGAGUAUGAGGAAGAAGUUCACAGAGGAAAAUUUUACCUCCGAGGUGGAUGUGGAGUUUUCUUAUACACCCCACAACAAUCCAAGCUCAACUUUUCAAACAAAGCUUUAAUUCCAAAGAAAAAUCCUCCUCACAGAAAUUAUAUUUCUACAUUGCCAACACUGGUAAUCUCAUAAUAGUGAGAAAGGAGUCUCUCUUCACCCACAAUUCUAUGGCAUGAAGAAAUCUGUACAUAGCCGUGGCUUAAUAAAUGGUAUAUUUAUUUACGUUUUCAUUUUUGGUAUGCCAGUAAAUUACGAGUAAGUGUUCGACAAAGUUCACCACGAGUAUCGUAGCAAUUGCAUACGUGUAGCAGCCCACCUGGGAAAUAAACACGACAAACUUAGCUGUGUAUAUCAAUUGAUAAACGGUAAAACGCGCUUUGCUGGCACUUAAGAGGAAAUAAAAAAGUUGCGCGCAAUGGAUGAGACCUCAGGAUCAAAACGUAAACGCAAGCGGAUUAAUCCCACACACGUCUGGACAGACCUUCAAACGCAAGUGCUUCUGCAAGCUGUAUGUGAUGCCGUCAAAGACCAACCUGAAACCUUUGAGAAACCGACAUCAGAGGCUUUUUACAAUAAAAUCAAGGAAAGCACACUCUGUCUAGAAUCGAUCGGCUGGAUGUCUUUAAAAUGUAAGAUGCGGCACCUGAAAGUGAAAUACUUAGACGCUGUUGAUUGGAAAGAAAAAAACGUCGGCUCUCAGUUGUUGACCAGCGGAAAAGAGCAAAGUGUCAUGGAGUAUAUUAAUAAAAUAUCACCCUAUUGGGAUAUACUCAGUGAUAUUUUUAGACACAGCAAAAUCGUAAGCCCAGGCAUUGUAUAUGAGGGUGCUAAUGACGACAUUGACACCACGAACGCAGAGGUACGCAAUAUGUGCGAUAGUAAUCCUUAUGAUUCGGGUGAUGGUGAGUUGGAAUUAAAAUUUCAGCCUGGUACUCCACAGCCCUCAACUUCGCAGAGCUCAUAUGAUUUAUCACAUACGAAAGGCCAACAGAAGUCAUUACAUACACAAACAUCGAGGCAGAGUCCGAUAGAUAUUACAAGUACAAAAAACAUAAAACAUAGGCAUAUAAAGAAAAAGUCUGCAUGUGCGCACAAAUUUCAGUGCUUGCGGUUAAUUGAAAAAAAGAAAAUAGCAUUGGAAAAAGAGAAAUUAGAAUUUGAAAAAGAAAAGUUGCAGAAUGAAUUUGAGCUUAGAAAAAUUGAAUUACAAAAUGAAUUUGAGUUGAAAAAAUUUGAAAUUGGAACACGCAUAGAAUCCGAUGAGAGAGUUAAAAAAUAUGAAAUUGACUUAAAAUAUAAGUAACAUACACAUACAUAGAUACGCACAUACAUACAUACAUUUGUAUAUACACAUAGCAUUAAUUCCAAUCAUAGUAAGAUUACAUUGCCGGCAUUGCUUCUUAGAAGUAAAAUUUGUGAGUUUAUUUUCAUUGAAGAAUAAAUUUGUUAGUUUCUAAAUGUAAA